Rhododendron vialii is the source of this 634-nucleotide messenger RNA. RefSeq lists its product as uncharacterized. Bases 107 to 508 code for a protein of 133 amino acids. The record is from RefSeq and is a predicted model, not a curated record. NCBI's taxonomy places the organism in Eukaryota, Viridiplantae, Streptophyta, Magnoliopsida, Ericales, Ericaceae. The transcript has a single exon.
UACCGUUUGUUUCCCUUCCCCUCUAUAAUGGUGCCUAUCCAAACACGCCCUUAUCGCAUUCAAUCAAGUAAACGCCCAUCAGUCCCCACUCCUCCGCGACAGUGAGAUGGAAAGGGACACGCAAAAGAUGAUCGCAGUAGGCCUCGUUUGGGGCGCCACAAACGCACUAAUGCGCCGCGGCGCACUCAUCUGGGACCAAACCCUCAUAUCCUCUCCUCCUCCGGACGCAACCCACCACCGAUUCCUCUCCUCCCUCAAGAAAUGGCUCAAGCUCCUCCUAACCUGGCAGUACUCUGUCCCUUUCCUCCUCAACCUAUCGGCCUCCGCCGCUUUCUUCGCCAUCCUCAGCGACGCGCCCAUCUCGAUAGCCGUUCCGGUGACCAACGCGACGACGUUCGCCGCCACCGCCGUGUUCGGGAUGGCGCUGGGGGAGGAGACCUGUGUUGGGUUGGCUUUGUUUGGUACAUUCCUUAUCGUUCUUGGUGUCUACAUUUGUAUCAUGUCAUAGGAAUUAGGGCCUCACAAGAUGUGCUAUUAUGAUUGAUAUCAUCAAGGCUUAUGACUAUGUGGAUUGGACUGUGUAAGAUGGAAUUGUUUAAAUUUAGUUUGAGAAAUCUAAUUAAGCAAUUGUUGA